Plutella xylostella (diamondback moth) is the source of this 1625-nucleotide messenger RNA. NCBI's taxonomy places the organism in Eukaryota, Metazoa, Arthropoda, Insecta, Lepidoptera, Plutellidae. The record is from RefSeq and is a predicted model, not a curated record.
AUGAAAUACAUGUCUCCGGUAAAACAAGGUAAUGGAGGUAAUAAGGUACUAAUCGGUUUCUUCUUCUCAGUGCCAGCCCAGUACAUACCAGGACGGACCGGUACAAGCCUGUUAUUAUUAAACGGGUUUACAUUUUACAUGAAAAAUCAUCAGGCUCAUGGAAAGAAACAAUGGUACUGCUCUGCUAGAGACGUGGCCGGCUGUCGUGCAGAUGUCAUUACCUGUACUAAAAACCAUAAAAUUUCAGGAAUAUAUUACCUCCCAUCGCACAGAUCUGGUAGCAUGGUGCUUAUAUUUAAUGAUAACAAGUAUUGGAUCAAUAACCGCUACCAGAACACUAUAAACUGGACCUGUAAGGACCGCAAACGGCUCGGCUGCUCCAGCUGCGUCCAAACCACAUUAGAGGGACGCUACAUCAAGCACAAGGGUGAUCACAACCAUGAUGACAACUAUACGAAAUACAACUUUAAUGAUUGAUGUCUAGCAAAGAGCUACUUCCUCUGGCCCCAAAUUAGUUCCGUAGAGAGUAAUAUGCAGUAGUUUAUGUAAUAGCUACAAAGGUUUAAAAAUGUGUAAUGUGUAGUAGAUUUCAUACUUAUUCUGUAUUUAAAAAGGAGGUAGCUCUUGAGGAAGCAUGUUGUAUUCAUUGCUUCCUAAUCAUUAGAAUGAUGGUUACAUCCCUUGUUCUACAUUAAAAUCUGCAUAAUCUAUUUGCUGUAAGAAUACUCAUGAUAAGACCCUGAAUUAGAUUCUGUUUUGACUGGUGAUAGGUUCAUAGAAAUAUUAUCUCUACCUAUGGAUUCUGCUUAGUUAUUAGUUGGUUAUUAUAGAUUAGAGUGAAAUAGUGACUGAUUUAGUUAUACUUUUAAUUUAAACAGUUUAUUUUAUGCAAAAUUGAUUGCCAUAGGCACUUUUUUAUACUUUUUUGUAUACAUAAUUAAUUUAUGUGCUUAGUUUUUAUCUCGUUUUUAUACAUGUUUUUCAUUUGUAUUAAUUUAUAUUUAAUAGAUAUAAUUUUAUACAUUUAAGUAUUGUAUCUUGUGUCUCUUCUAUACCAGGGACAAAAUAGUAUAUAAGGACAACGUAAUGUAAACGUUUUGAAAAUUGACUUGUAACGUGUUAAGAAAUAUUUGAAUGAAGUUAUCGUGACACUGUUAAAUUUUGAAUAUAAAUACAGUGCGGCUAAACUAGAACUAAACACGUUUGCUUAAAUAGUGUAGCUAAGAGUAUGUCAUAUCAUUAGUGAAUUAUUUUUUUAAUAGAUUUUAUGUUUACUUACUUACGUAUAAAUGUAAUAGUACAUAAAAAAAAAGAUUACAUUCCAUAUCAGAAUGUUGCCUCAACAUGCAAAAAAUUUGCAUGUACUAAAAUUUUCGUCUGCUUUAAAUGUAUGCUACUGAGACUGACUAACUUAUCAGUAUUUACCACUUAAUACGGCAAUUGGAAGGUGGAUCUCUUACUGUAACGUUUAACCCAUUGAGUUAUGGGUGAAAACCUACUACGGUACUCUAUACCUACCCGGUAAAGGCGCGUUAAAAGAGUGUGCAUGGUUAAGGUGCGGUGUCUCUCAACAGUCAAUAAGAUUGACUACGUUAGCAGGGGUCCACGUUACCACCUAAAUAAUU